Cercospora beticola is the source of this 628-nucleotide messenger RNA. The record is from RefSeq and is a predicted model, not a curated record. Lineage: Eukaryota; Fungi; Ascomycota; Dothideomycetes; Mycosphaerellales; Mycosphaerellaceae.
AGCGCUCUGGCAGCGCCCGUCCAGGAGGUAAGUCUGUCGCUACUAAGUUGCGGAUGUCCACUGAUAAACGAUUCAUAGAGAGCCAACGGAGGAGCGAUCGCCCUUCGCUCUAACAUGGUGCCUUAUGAGCGUCGGGAUGGAGGCGAAUUGUCCACUGCUGACCCUGAGGGUGAUCAAAGUGCCGACGCGGUUGAGAACAACAAAGUCCAUUACCGUGUUCGCCGCAUUCGUCGUGAUGGAGGAGAGCUGUCGACUGCGGACCCAGAGGGCGAUCAAAGCGCCGAUGCGGUUGAGAACAACAAGGUGAACUACCGCCGCGACGGUGGCGAGCUGUCGACUGCGGACCCAGAGGGCGAUCAGAGCGCNGAUGCGGUUGAGAACAACAAAGUGAACCACCGCCGCGAUGGAGGAGAGCUGUCCACUGCGGACCCAGAGGGCGACCAGAGUGCCGAUGCCGUGGAGAACAACAAGGUGCACUUCCGUGUGCGCCGUGACGGUGGCGAGCUGUCCACUGCGGACCCAGAGGGCGAUCAGAGUGCUGAUGCGGUCGAGAACAACAAGGUGCACUACUAGAUGUACCACGCCUGGUAAAUGCCUCUCGGCAUACGGACCAGGUGACCAGGUAGCC